This is a messenger RNA of Brugia malayi, 621 nucleotides long. RefSeq lists its product as uncharacterized. The transcript is spliced from 5 exons. NCBI's taxonomy places the organism in Eukaryota, Metazoa, Nematoda, Chromadorea, Rhabditida, Onchocercidae. The record is from RefSeq and is a predicted model, not a curated record. Gene Ontology annotation, biological process: intracellular protein transport; Golgi organization; endoplasmic reticulum to Golgi vesicle-mediated transport. The coding region runs from base 1 to 621 and encodes 206 amino acids. Gene Ontology annotation, cellular component: Golgi apparatus; COPII-coated ER to Golgi transport vesicle; endoplasmic reticulum-Golgi intermediate compartment.
AUGUUACUAUCAAAAAUUGCAGCCUUUUGUGUUAUAGCUUUUGUUAAAGCUAUCGAAUUAACGUUUGAGUUAUCAGACAGUGCGAAUCAGUGUUUUUUUGAGGAUAUCAAAGAUGGCAUUGACUGCGUCAUUGAAUAUCAGGUAGUAACAGGUGGUCAGUAUGAUGUAGAUAUGACGCUUGAAGAUAAGGAAGGUAAAAUCUUAUAUAAAGGUGUCAAAAAGCAAUAUGACAGUUUUUCAUGGAAAACAGAAACAGAAGGAACAUAUAAGGCAUGCUUCUCAAAUGAAUUCUCAACUUUUUCACAUAAAGUAGUCUACAUGGAUUGGCAAAAAGGAGAUGAGGGUCAACUUUUACCAAAUGUCGAUAGGGUAACUUCACGAAUAGCAGCCAUGACGCAACUUGAAACAUCUGCAUCAGCUAUUGGUGAUCGGUUAAGGCUAAUUGAUGAUUAUCAAACACAUCACCGAUUAAGAGAAGCUACUGGGCGUAAGCGCGCGGAGGACCUCAAUGAGCGCGUUUUACUAUGGUCUUUGGGACAAACGGCUAUUAUUAUUACUUUGGGAAUUGCACAGGUGCUCCUACUUCGUUCAUUUUUCACCGAGAAACGAACGAUCUUCUGA